Molecule: messenger RNA, 3636 nt
Organism: Aspergillus chevalieri
Lineage: Eukaryota; Fungi; Ascomycota; Eurotiomycetes; Eurotiales; Aspergillaceae
Product: putative RNA polymerase II transcription elongation factor (Ctr9)
Exons: 2
Coding region: 1-3636 (1211 amino acids)
Biological process (GO): regulation of DNA-templated transcription
Cellular component (GO): Cdc73/Paf1 complex
Molecular function (GO): RNA polymerase II complex binding
Source: RefSeq, a predicted model, not a curated record
AUGGCUUUAGAAAAUGGCCAUACCAAUGGCCUGAACGGCGAAUCCCGGCCUGCCUCCCUUAACCAGCGCUUCUCCGACAUUCCUUCGGCCAUCGAUAUUCCCGCGUCCACCCUCGACAGCGAAGUCGAAGUCAGUCUCGAGGGGCUUCCCGACGAUCCGACCGAACUGUGCACGUUGCUGGAGAACGAAAAAGCCGCGAAGAACUUUUGGGUGAUUAUCGCGCUCGCGUACGCGAAGCAGAAACAGAUUGAUCAUGCCAUCGACAUCCUCAAUAAAGGUCUGGCCUCAGUGGCCCACGGGGCGACCAAGGAGAAACUCGUGUUGCUGGGCUGGGUGUGCUGGCUUCUGAUGCUGAAGAGUCGGCAGGCGCCUCGCGUUGCGUCGGAAGGGGAGCUGUACACGGACGCCAAGACUAAGGAUUACUAUUUGCAGCUGGCAACUUCGACGUUGAACGAGGCAUCGCGGUUGAAUCCUGCUUUUCCGCCGUUGUUCCUAGCGAGAGGUGUUUUGUCGCUGCUGCGCGCUUCAUUGUACCCUCCGCGACCUGUUCGGCCGGGAACUGUGGAUACAUCUGAGAGAGUGGAAUCGCUACGACAGGCAUUGAAAUGCUUCGAUGAGUCGUCCAAGGCCUUUGGUGGCCGGAACAUAAUGGCUAUCUUGGGACGUGCCAGAGCGCAAUAUCUACUUGGAAGAUACGCGGAGGCGCUGGAUGGGUAUCAAAAGGCUCUGAUGAGAAUGCCCAACCUGACUGACCCGGAUCCGCGAAUCGGUAUUGGCUGUUGCCUGUGGCAGCUUGGGUUGAAGGACCAGGCAAAGGGUGCUUGGGAGCGGGCAUUGGCUUUGAACCCCGACUCUAAGGUUGCCAACAUCCUACUCGCAGUCUACUAUCUCUACGACAGCUCUCGGCACGCGACAACCGAUCCCGCGUUUGGUUCGCUAUACAAGGUUGCGAUGACACAAUACACCCAAAAAGCUUUCAAGCUUGACAAGGAGUAUCCAAUGACAUGCGCCCUGUUCGGAAGCUAUUUCCUUCUGCGAAAGUCAUACUCCACGGUUGACACACUAGCCCGUAAAGCCAUUGAACACACGGACGUGAUGUCGAUCGCCAGUGACGGCUGGUACCUCCUAGGACGGAAAGCACACUACGAAAGCGAUCUCGCACGCGCCGCCGAAUACUACAACCGCUCCGACCAGGCGCGGGGAGGCGGAGAUAAGGGGUAUCUGCCUGCCAAAUUCGGCACGGUACAGAUGCAAGUGAGCAAUAAGGACUACGACGGAGCAAAGUUCCGACUAGAGAAGAUCAUCCAGCAGACGAAGAACCCCGAAUGUAUGAUUCUGCUUGGUGCUUUGCAGGCGGAGGAAGUCUUUGCCGCGCAGCGGAGCGGGAGCAAAGAAGACAAGUCCGCAGAGGCUAAGAAGGCGAUCAGCCUGCUAGAGUCUGUCCGUGCCUUGUGGAAAGAAAAUGGCGGGAAGAAGAUCUCGCCAGAUGAGUCGGUAUUGGUGUACCUGGCUCGGCUGCACGAGCAGACCGCUCCCGAGAAGAGCAUGCAAUGCUUGACGCAGCUGGAACAGCUGCAACUGGCAGAAGUUUCCAUCGAAGUCGACGAGGAGGAUGAGGACAAGAGAAACUCGCUUCUGCGGGAGAACCUGCCGCCGCCGCUUCUGAACAACAUGGGCUGUUUCUUGUACCAGAACGAGAAGGUCGACCAGGCGCGUGCGAUGUUCCAGACUGCGUUGAACGCGUGCGUCAAGUCCCAGGAAAAGGAGUCCGAUGCAGACACCGACGCGCUUGUGACUACGGUCAGCUACAACCUAGGUCGGACUUACGAGGCCUCAGAUAUGCCCGAUGAAGCCAAGAAGGUUUACGAGGGACUAUUAGAACGACAUGCAGACUACACCGAAGCGAACGCACGGUUGACAUACAUUGCGCUCCGACAGAGUCCUACAGAUGAAGGGCCGAAGCGAAUGGCCAAGUUAUACGAGCUUGACUCGACAAACCUUGAAGUGCGGGCGCUGUUUGGAUGGUACCUGAGUAAGUCGAAGAAGCGGGCUACCAAUCUGGCGGAGGACCAUGAGCAACGACACUACAAGCACACGCUGCAGUAUUAUGACAAGCAUGAUCGGUACUCACUCACGGGAAUGGGCAACGUCCAUUUGGUAACGGCCCGAGACAUGCGCCGCGACACUGACCAGGAGAAAGAAAAGCGACGCAAGAUGUACGAACGUGCGGUUGAAUUCUUCGACAAGGCGCUCCAAUUGGAUCCCCGCAACGCCUACGCGGCUCAGGGAAUUGCGAUUGCCCUGGUAGACGACCGCAAAGACCACGCAACGGCAGUACACAUCUUCUCGCGGAUCCGCGACACCCUGAAAGACGCCAGUGUAUACCUGAACCUGGGGCACGUGUUUGCCGAACUGCGCCAGUAUUCGCGGUCGAUUGAACACUACGAAGCGGCCCUCUCUAAGGACCGUGCGCGUGACGCGCAAAUCUUGGCAUGUCUUGGCAGGGUCUGGUUGCUGCGAGGCAAGCAGGAGACGAACCUAUCUGCCAUGAAAACAGCCCUAGACUACGCGCAGCGAGCCCUCAGCGUCACCCAGGGACAAGUACACCUAGAGUUCAACGUCGCCUUUGUGCAAACCCAAAUCGCACAGCUGGCGUACGGUCUACCCGAGACCCAGAAGACGGUGAAAGAAGUAGAAGAAGCGGCAGCGGGUCUCGAUGAAGCCGUGGAGACGUUCGGGCGUUUGGCCAAGGCCAAGAACCCACCAUAUCCGGCGGAUUCCCUGGAACAGCGUGCCAACAUGGGCAAGACCAUCAUGAAACAGCUGGACCGUGCGCUGCAAAAACAGAGGGAAUACGAAGAGAAGAACGCGAGCAAGCUACAGCAAGCGCGGGAGGCUCGGGAAGCCGCGAUCAAACAGCGGGAAGAGGAAGUACGCAAGGCGCGCGAGGCGGAACAAGAACGCAAGAAAAAGGUCGCAGAGGAGCGACAGGCAAUGGUUGAGGAAGCGCAGCGUCUAGCUGAGGAGCGGACAGCGCGCGAGCGAGAAAAGGAAGAGGCAGUUAUGACGACGGACUCGGACACAGGUGACAAGGUUAAGCGGAAGAAGAAGUCGUCGAAGCGCAAGAAGAAAGAUGAUGACUUCAUCAGCGAGGGUGAAGGAGAAGGAGAAGGUGGAAGCGGUGACGAGGAAGACGGUGGCGGUGGUGGUGGUGCAAGCCGCAAGAAGCAGCGCAAGACAAAGAAAAAGAAGAAGUCCGAGGAGGCAGAGAGCGAAGACGAGGAUGAGGGUGCUGCGCCCAAGAAACGACGCAGGCUGGAACGGCGGUCUGGCGGUAAGGUGCAGCAGGGCAAGUUCAAGAGUAGUGAGGUGGUGGAGUCAUCUGAUGAAGAUGAAAAGCCGGCAGGGGGCCAGGAUGAGGAGAUGCGUGAUAGUGCACCUGCAGAAGGGCAAGAGGAGGAGGACGAUGUGGUGCAGCGACGACGGAGCAAGCCCAGUCGCCGUGUUGCCGAUGAUGAGGAUGAAGAGGAGACAGGGGAGAUUGGAGCUGCUGCUGAUGGUGGUGGAGACGAAGACGAGGAUGACUUGUUCAAUGACAAGGGGGAUGAAGACACGGAGAUGAAGGAGGAUGAAUAA